Molecule: messenger RNA, 4848 nt
Organism: Amphiprion ocellaris (clown anemonefish)
Lineage: Eukaryota; Metazoa; Chordata; Actinopteri; Pomacentridae
Gene: nptx2a
Product: neuronal pentraxin 2a
Exons: 5
Coding region: 498-1847 (449 amino acids)
Source: RefSeq, a predicted model, not a curated record
GCGCCAGUGCGCACCUCCCUAUAAUAAUCUGGCUGAGCAGCGUCUCUGUCUUUUCAGCUCCACUCACUAACAAUCCAGCCAAGCGGAGAGGAGAGACUGGCACCACCGAGUUCCCUGCAAGCUUCUGUGGAUUCUAUCUAAAGACCAAACCAACAAACCCAAAAUAGGGAAAUAGGCUGCAACUUGGUGUUUCCUGCCAGUACAGGAGUUAUCAGAUCUGAAUCUACACCUGCUGACAGAUCUUAGUGUGUUUUCCACAGAGCAGCGUCCAUGAGUUUGGAGGAUCUACUAUGAGGUUCUGAUUUUUCACAGCGGAUCUGAUUUUGCCAUGGUUCCACUACAAACUAAGUUUGAUCUUUUUUUAUUCCACUUUGGAGAGAAUGUUCGCAACUUGAAUUAACGAGUUGCGGCUGAAAGAAGUUUAUUAUUUGACGGGAGACUUUAAAUCGUUGUUCCUUUUUUUCCAACCCAGAGCAGUUUGUGUGCGUCUCUCCGGGAUGUUGGCGGUCAUAGUUGGACUCUUGUGUUUGCUCGGUGGACGCGCGGUGCGGAGUCAGGAUGCUACAGGUAGCCGCUUUGUGUGUAACGCCAUCCCUCCGGGCGCAGAGCCGGGCUGCGGGUACGGUCCUACCGGGAACCGCGUCCAGAGCAGCAGUCCGGUGGAGGACGAGCUGCGGAACACCAUCAUCCAGCUCCGGGAGACCAUCCUGCAGCAGAAGGAGACCAUCGUGAGCCAGCAGGGAACCAUCAAGGAGCUCAACUCCAAGCUGGCGCGCUGCGAGGCGGCGGCGGACGAGUCGUCGCAGGGCAAAGCUCGGGGUCACGGCUCCAGACGGAAGGAGUACGGCAAGAACACGAUGGGGGACCUGCCCCGGGACCCCAGCGACACCAUAGACCAGCUGGGCAAGACCAUGCAGAGCCUCAAGGGGCGACUGGAGAACUUGGAGCAGCACAGUCUUCGUCUCCCCAGCUCUAACGUCUCGGCUGGAGGAGUCUCGGCCCUGACUCCGUUGCCCCCGGAGCUUCGGGAUCUGUUGCGGCAGCGUCUGGGGGCGCUGGAGACCCAGCUCCUCCGGAAGGUGGCCGAGCUGGAGGAGGAGAAGAGCCAGCUCUACAAUGAAACAGCGGCCCACCGCCAACGCACCGAGAGUGCACUCAAUUCCCUCCUGGAGAGGAUAACGGAGCUCGAGAAAAGUAAUAAUGCAUUCAAGUCACCUGAGGAUUUCAAGGUGUCGCUCCCUCUUCGUACCAACUAUCUGUACGGACGCAUCAAGAAGAGCCUCCCAGAGAUGUAUGCCUUCACUGUCUGCAUGUGGCUCAAGUCCAGCGCCAGUCCCGGCAUUGGAACCCCGUUUUCCUAUGGUGUACCAGGCCAGGCCAACGAGAUCGUCCUCAUCGAGUGGGGGAACAACCCCAUCGAGCUACUAGUUAACGAUAAGGUGGCCCAGCUCCCUCUGUCAGUGAGUGACGGUCGCUGGCAUCACAUCUGCAUCACCUGGACGACCAGAGACGGUUUCUGGGAGGCGUACCAGGACGGCGAGCGCCUCGGCACCGGGGACAACCUGGCUCCCUGGCACCCAAUUAAACCUGGAGGGGUGAUCAUCCUGGGCCAGGAGCAGGACAUCGUUGGAGGCCGUUUCGAUGCCACCCAGGCCUUCGUAGGCGAGCUGAGCCAGUUCAACAUGUGGGACCGAGUACUACGGCCCGUGGACAUCAUGGGUCUGGCCAACUGCUCAGCUUACAUGCCUGGAAAUGUGGUUCCUUGGAUUGACGCUAACGUGGAAGUGUUUGGGGGCGCGAGUAAAGCCGCUCUGGAAAUCUGUGAAGACCGCGCGUUUGAUUCCUAAAGGAUCUGAUGUGAGGAAUCCGGUCUGACUGCUGGGAUCUGGAAGCCAAGUGGUCUGACUGUUUGUUGCUUCUCUGGAAUCCCAAAGGCGAAGGAUUUCAGUGCAACAUUUUUACAUAUUUAUGUGGUCUGAAUGUGCAGUCUCAAAGACUCAGCGUUUAUUGGACUCAAGUUCACAUGUCCAUUCAAUGUGAACCCUGAAGACGUUACAGGAGACUUCAAAUUAGUCUGCUCAUCUGAAGAAGACAUGCUGUUGCUGUAAUGAUAUGACCCGCUGUCACUCUGUGUUUUGUCUUCAGUAGAUCCGCUUUCAUUUGACUCCUCUUUGAAAAACAGCUCUUUUGGUUGUGUUUCCUUAUAACGACAAUGCUGCACUGUAUUCGUAGUGAAUGUGAGCUCAAACAGGCUUUGAUGUGCUGCGGAAAACUAUUCCCGAGUAACACGGUAGCGCGCUACAGGCUGCGAACUUCCUGGCUGUUUGAAGAGCAACGAGACGUGCAGCGGAAUGAGGUGGAUGAGUUCAAAGUGGACAAGAACAACCCUUGCUGCUGAUUAUUGUGAGGCGUCCCGACAUGGCAGGUUGUUUAAAAAUUAUGCAUGAGCCUGAGUGAGUGAGAAGGAGUGGCGGUGCAUGCUUUCUGUCAAUACACAGCGUGGUUGUGUGUCCAAACAAGCGGACUAGAUUACAUAAGGCUGUGUGUGUAUGUUCAUGUGCGUAUGGCUUGUCUUGCGUGUAAAAAGACCAGAGAUUAUGAGGGGAGGGAGGAUAUUUUCAUUCUUGUAGCUAAAUCUAUGCUUAAUACCUCACUGCCCCUUGAGCAGCUGCCAUGUCCCAAACAGCUUUAUGGAUGGGCCGGCUCUGCUCAGGUUAAUAGCGAUGUCGGACAGCUGCCCAGGACUGGCGAGUGGACAGAGCCGCUGAGUGCUCGGCGAGCGGCUUUGACCUUCAAGGACAAUCCUUAAUUUCUCAUCUGGGUAGUAAUUAUCCGUGUUUGUGAAUGGCGGUGAGCGGCGCCCGUCCGCUGGCGUCUCUCUGAGCUAAGUGUGUCACAGUUGAUAAAAUAGUGAGACGUGGAGGGGGGGAAGUCAAAUGAGAGCAGCACUCUGUGGACGUUAUAAAUGUCGCUGUCAGAUGGAGUUUUGGUCCUAAUUGCCUCACACCGAGCGAGAGAAAAAACAACUUUUGAUCCAUUGAUGUGUUAUAUUUUUUAAAAAUGAAUUAGGCACCUGAUGGAUUUAGCUUUGGUGACUGAAACUGAUGCUUUUUGCAGCUUAAUUACUGUUCAGUGUUGUUGUGGACAUUUGUUUCAGCGCUGUUUGUCUUUGAUUAGUUCCCAUAAGGACACAAAUGGAAGAGAGACAGCAAAGACGCAAACUUUGGUAGUUUCUUUCUUCCUCUUUGUGGAUUUUCCUCAGAUGCUAGCAUAAAAGCCAUUAAAAAGCUUCUCUCCACAUUUGAAAUGCAGCAGGUUGUUAGACAGCACAGAAUGUUGAAAAGGUGCACACUCAGUAGUAUAAGGACUUGUUAACAUGUUGUGAUCGUUCCUCUUUUGGGUGUCUUUGUUAACAAUGUUUUAAUGUAAAAAAAAAAAAAGAGAUUUCUUUCCUGUAGAAAGUGUAUUUUACUUGCUUUUUUCUGCUCAUGAUUUUUGUCCAUUAGCAGCACAUUAUGUACAACAACAACAAAAAAACAGAAGUACUAAAAAAGCGCUUCGUUUAAAUGGUGAAUGGCCUUUUGUGAGAACCGUAUGUGCUUUUGCUCGUGGACAAUUCCAAAUUUUUGUCAGCUUUUUAAAGCACAGCUCACUAACUGCACAGAGGGACGCUAGAAAAAGCUAAAUUUGUUUGCUGUCAUUGUUUAAAGUCUCUUUAUCGUGUGCAGUAACGAUUUAAGUUUUGCACUUUCCUGCCACACGGUUGAAUGUCCUCAAGGAUCAUUCCAGAACUGGAGGACAUUUGGGCUUCAAAAUGUUUGAAAAAUAAACCUUCUCUUUUACAGUUUUCUGCUCCAUAUUCAUCAAUAAUAGGUAUUGAUUGGCUCAGCUUCCACAUCAAUGGUAGCAUUUUUAUUCCAUGUUUUCUGUGUUGUUUGCUAACCCUACUCUAAUCACAGUAACAGGGUUGCUAAUCCAGAGAGAGACAUUCAAUCAAGGCUGACAAUGGGAUGAAAAUAUGAAAAAUAGAAGAGAGGACAUAGCUUUGAUCUACCUAUUCUAUAGGAAAACUGUUCUAUGAUGUAAACGACAAAAACAAGACAUAAAACAACAGAAACGAGACAGAAAAUGACAGAAACAAGACGCAAAAUGACAGAAACAAGACAGAAAAGACAAAAACGUCCUGACAUGUUAUGCUAACAUGUUGCGGGACAUACGUUCAACACAAAAUAAUUAUUAUUUAAAGUAUUAUGUCGAUUAAAAAAAAUGUUCCUACAAUUAUAAGAGACAUCAAUGUAAAAAUUAUACCCAAAAAAGGAGAUCUAAAUUUCAUUGGAACUGUUUUAUUAGAGAUUCAGUUUGGUCAUCAGGGGGAUGGGACAAGAGAAAAAUAGCAUUUUAGGGGGAACUCCAGACUUAUUUGUUGUAUUUUUUUUUAAUUACUAUAAAUUUUGUAAAAAUAACCAUAAAUCUAGCAAUAUUGACCAUAAAUUUAGCAAAAUUAACCCCGAAUUUUGCAAAAUUAACCAUAAAUUUUGUUAAAGUAGCCAUAAACUGUUUAAGUUGAGAUUCUGUUUGGUCAUUGGGGGGGUGGGACACGAGAAAAAUGGCAUUUUAAGGGGAACUCCACAUUUAUUUGGUAUUUUUAAGAUAUUUUCAAGCAUUGUUUUCUCCUAUUUUUUUUUUUAGAUUUGGCUUCAGGACAAGAACAUUUACACAACUGCAUAUUUUAAUAUUUUGUACAUUGAAAUUUGAUGUGGAGAAUGUCCUCCAAUUCUGGAAUGACCCUUAAAAUAAAAGAAUUGUUUCAUCCACAGACAGAACAAUUAAAGCUGCAACUUAACAAUG